UUUCGCUCUUACAUAUGAAAAAUGAGCUAGAUUUUAGAAGAAUAAUAAUCGAGCAGAAAAAGUUGGAAAUUGAGCGAAAGUGCGAUGGCGCCGGAGUUAACCUCUAAACGACAGAAAGAAGAAGCAAACACCGGCGGAGCCACCGACAGAUUAAGCACUCUACCAGAACCACUCUUAUGCCACAUCCUCUCCUUCCUCCCCACAAGAACCUCCAUAGCCACCCUUCCUCUCGUCUCUCGCCGCUGGAACAACCUCUGGAAGCAUCUCGACGCCUUCCACUUCGACUCCAACACCGACUCCGACUCAAAUCCUAACAGAGAAUUACGAAAGAUUUUCAAAAGAUUUGCGUUUUUCGUCAACGCCGUCCUCUCGCUCCGAAAAUCCCGCGAGAUUAGAAAGUUUCAUCUCAGUUGUAGUAUCUCUGAUGUUUUCAAGUUUUCUGGAGACUGUGUUGAUAUGUGGCUCCGUGCUGCUAUUGGACCCCACCUUCAAGAACUUUCUCUCGAGAUUGAUAACUCCCGUGGAGCUCAACUUUUACUUCUUCCCAAUUCAUUCUUUCAUUCUACCAAUCUUGUUUCCCUCAGUCUUAUCGGUUCAAUCCAUGUGAUGAUUCAACAUUCUUCAGUUCAUUUUCCAUCGCUCAAGAUGUUGAAAAUCGACCCAGGCAUCGUGGAACUUGACAUAGACAUUGUAGAAUUUGAGGCAGACAUUGUGGAUUCAUUACUUGAAUUUCUCUCUGGCUGCCCCGUACUUGAAACUCUGGAUACUUAUUUUGAUCCCGGAUUCUUGACCAAAGUUCCCGUGCCACCUUCCUCCAAGAGGUUGAAAUUCACUGACAGGAAAUUCUCUUGGACUUGCCUUGAGAUAGAUUCUGAUUGGUUCGAUGUAAUGAACGGUGGUAGUGGUAGCGGUAGCAUCACAAAAGCCACAUUGGGCAUCAUUGGCAACUUGCAGAGUAUGGAGGAAGCAUAUCUUGAUGUCUUUUCCCUGCGUGAAAGUGAAUUUGUCGACCCUAUGCUCAGCCUCCUCCGAAAGAGAAACCAUGAUUUACAUCUACUUUUGCGUCAUUCGACAUCAAAGGCGUGGCCACUUUGCACCCCCAUUCUAAAUUAUCCAGAAUUUCGCAAUUUAAAUCAUCUAAAGUUCAUUCUUCCCUGCUUCAACUCGAAUCUUCUGCUGGGCGUGCUUGAGAAAUGCCACAUGCUUCAAGUUCUCCUAAUUCAGAGUUGCAAGGAGGAGGAACCGUCGCCUUUUGGAACAUGGGAGCCAAAGUCAACAAUAGUUCCUAAAUGUCUCGAAUCCAAUCUGACAUAUAUUCACAUAGAAGGAUAUCAAGGAUUUGAAGAGGACCUGGCAUUUGCUGAAUAUAUCUUGCGUAACGGACUUGUUUUGCACACAAUGCUUAUAUUUUUUGAUACUUCAAUGGAUCUAACUAACAAGUAUCGUUCCCUCAAAAGAUUAACCGAUAUACCAAGGGGCUCUGUCACAUGCCAACUUAAAUUUGAUUCAACUGUGUCUCCUUAAGUUUGCACUUGGAAUGCCGGGAUUUAUGAAAGUGGCCGAAUCAUGUUUGGUCAAAUAUGCUUGGGGCUUCAUUUAGAAGACGUGGGAGCAAAUUUUACUAUAUUUUUGAGGUGCAAAUUGGUAGUAUGCUGCAUAUUUUGAUCACAAGAAUUUGAUUUCCUUUACAGAGCCUUGUGUGGGGUAGUCAUGCAGUUCUAGACAUGAAUACUUAGAAUAUUAGUUACUUAGAAUAAUUUGAUUUCCUUUACAGAGCCUUGUGCGGAGUAAAUUAUAAUUGUUAUUUUGGUUAUCACAUCUGUUAUUCGUUAAAAAAGGAUUUUGUUAA
Molecule: messenger RNA, 1849 nt
Organism: Medicago truncatula (barrel medic)
Lineage: Eukaryota; Viridiplantae; Streptophyta; Magnoliopsida; Fabales; Fabaceae
Product: FBD-associated F-box protein At4g10400
Exons: 5
Coding region: 85-1524 (479 amino acids)
Molecular function (GO): protein binding
Source: RefSeq, a predicted model, not a curated record